AUGAGGGCUGCUUCUGCUGCCAAGCAGCAUGCUAACAACAGCUCACAUGACACAGCCAGGCUCUUCCAGCCAGUGGCCAAACGCCACGGAGGUGCCUGGGGGAACUCCUACUUUGCCACAGGACCUGCUGCCCUGACACAUCCUGUCACAGACCCAGGCAUACAGUGGGGUGCUUCCUUUUUUUCUUGGUGCAGUUUCCUCCACUUGGCGAUCAUUCACGAGGAAAAGGCCCUGAGCCUGGAGGUGAUCCGGCAGGCCGGUGGGGACGGCGCCUUCCUGAAUUUCCAGAACAACCUCAGCCAGACUCCACUCCACCUGGCGGUGAUCACAGACCAACCUGAAAUCGCCGAGCACCUGCUGAAGGCUGGCUGUGACCUGGAUGUCAGAGACUUCCGCGGGAACACCCCGCUCCACAUUGCCUGCCAGCAAGGCUCGCUCCGCAGCGUCAGCGUCCUCACGCAGCACUGCCAGCCCCACCACCUCCUCACUGUCCUGCAGGCCACCAACUACAAUGGACAUACAUGUCUCCAUUUGGCAUCUAUUCAAGGAUACCUGGCUGUUGUUGAAUACCUGCUGUCCUUAGGAGCAGAUGUAAAUGCUCAGGAGCCAUGCAAUGGGAGAACAGCACUACACUUAGCUGUAGACCUGCAGAACUCAGACCUGGUGUCACUUCUGGUGAAACACGGGGCAGAUGUGAACAAAGUGACCUACCAGGGCUACUCCCCAUAUCAGCUCACAUGGGGACGAGACAACUCCAGCAUACAAGAGCAGCUGAAGCUACUGACCACAGCUGACCUGCAGAUACUGCCUGAAAGUGAGGACGAGGAGAGCAGUGAAUCAGAGCCAGAAUUCACAGAGGAUGAACUUAUGUAUGAUGACUGCUGUAUUGGAGGAAGACAACUGACAUUUUAAAGCAGAGGUUUCUGUGAAAAGUGACUGUGUACAUAUGUAUAGGAAGAAAAGCCUGACUUUCUUCAUUUAAAAAGAAAGUCUAUACUCGAAGGAGAGAAAAGUACUGAGAUACUACACUGCCCAGCCAGGAGCACGUCAUGCUUACAGGUUCCUUGUUCUGACCUGUACUUAAGUAACAGGAAUGGGAUGUGUAACAUCGUUCAGAGAUCAGUGAACGUCACACCACCUGAUAAAGAGCUACGUUAUCUAAUUUUCUCUGCCACAUGAGGAUAACAGACUGCACGUCCAAUAUACUGUUAGAAAUGCAUUUGAGAGCUGCCUUGUGACACUAAGUGCUGUGAGGAGUGCUCGUCCCCUCGGUGGCAAGACAGGCUUGCACAAACGUCCCACCUGCUUGAAGACUGUGAGGUUGGCAUUAGGUUAAGGCACUGCUGUGCCUUGCUCCCUGACUCUGGCUGCUCAGGUUUGAGCUGCAGCAGGUGGAGAAGUCUGACCAUGGGAGAGGUGACCUGGCUGCUGGGAGGAAGGUAGCAAUGAUGUUAACUGUGGGCAUUGGAAACUGUAUGUUUCACACCAUGUGUGUCAUAAUUGCUACACUUUUUAGCAACUGUAUAGAAUGUAAAUAUUGUACAUUUUUGUUUAUAAUUAUUUUGGUACCUGUGAGAUAUGUAUUUAUUAAAAAAGGCAAAUUUCUGUAA
Molecule: messenger RNA, 1610 nt
Organism: Meleagris gallopavo (turkey)
Lineage: Eukaryota; Metazoa; Chordata; Aves; Galliformes; Phasianidae
Source: RefSeq, a predicted model, not a curated record